AUGGACAUCCACCCACGCGCAUUUGAGUGCACCGACUCACUGUGUUGUGUCGUCGUCGUGUGUCGGGUGCGUGUGUGUGUGUGUGUGUGUGUGGUCGGUGAGUGUCGUGUAGGUGUGUUGAAGGGUCUCGCUGGUGAGCUGUGUCGAGGGAAGGACUUCGUGACGCGAUCGUACCCGAACAAGGACGACCGCGAGGACCACACCUUCUCGUGGUCACCGCCCUCGACGGACAGCUGUCCGCAGGACGCGGGUCCGAAGGAAGGCAUGAGCGUGCGGUAUUUCAGCCGCCUGCACCCAUUCCACAUCAUGUUCGAUCGGGACUGUAGCAUUAUACAAACUGGGCCAUCACUACAAAAGCUGAUAAAAGCGGAGACGGGCAGCCACAUGUCGAAAUACUUCACCGUGAAGGUGCCCGCGGACACCAGCUUCUCCAGUUUCCGAUCCAUUCUCUACCAGCGCCAGGCCUCGCUCUUCACCGUCUCCUUCAAACGCACCCCGGACCUCUCCGUGGACCUCCUCGGCCAGAUGAUCUACCUCACAUCCAGAUCGAUCAUGUGCUUCGUCUGCACGCCAGUGAUCGGGUCUGCCGACGAAUUCAAGGCGCUCGAGAUUCAAAAGUCGGACUUCUCGUUGCUCGAGGCUGCCCACCUCCCCUUCAGCUUCCCAGGUGAACACUCAACUUCCUCGGAGGGGGAAGUCGCCGCUGUGCCCGAAGAGACUGCGGAGGCGUCUGUGCCCGCAGACAGUGCUGACCGCGCGGGGGGCGACGCCAAGGAGAAGGAGGCCCAUAUGUCGCUCAGCGGCGACGCGGUCAAUGCGCGGGGCGAAAAGAAGGGCCUCUUCAAAUCGAUUUUCCAGGGAUCGCGGCAGGAGCGGGACAAGCUGCAGCGCGAGGACCGCGAGAAGCUGCUCAAGGAGGUCAGGGACGCAGGGCAGCAACUACAGCAGCAGCAGCAGCCGCAGCAGUCUGCGCAACAACAGCCAAUGCCGCAGCAGCAGCAGCCGGUCACGGCGGCCGAAGUGCAGGAGAAGCGACCGGUCAAGAGCAAGGAGCAGGCGCUGAGGGACGAAGAGCUGUCCGCGGACAGCAAGCGACGACUGACCAAGACCGGAUCGCUACCCGACGUCAAGAUCAGCUAUCAGGACACGUCGGGCGAGAGCGGGGCAACCCCCGAGGUGUCCGGUGGAGAAGAGGGCAAAAAGGAAAACGCGGUCCCUCCCCAGUCGCCACAGCGAAAAUCCAAACGCGGCUUUUAUUUCCUCUCGUCGUCGGUGGCGGGCACGUCAUCGCCGCUCUCCUCCGCCCGCGACGCCUCGCCCUCCCCGCCGCCGGCGCCCGUCGCCUGCGACGACACUGGCGUGUCGCUCCGCGGCGAGAAGCCGCGCCAGACCGACCCGAAGGAGAACAGCAAGAAGCGGGCCAACAGCGGCAGCAAGAUCCAGCAGCAGGUCAAGUCGGGCUUGCCCCGCGUUGCGGCGGCGCAACAGCCGCAGCCGCCGCAGCCGCCGGACAACCUGCCGGAGACGCUGAUCCCGAUCCCCACGCAGAGCCACUACCACAGCUACUUCCACCAGAACCGCAUCCUCCACUCCUUCAUCGAGCUCCUGCUCGAGGACUCGUGGGACAGCAAGUUUGUGCUCACGAAGGCCAUCCUGCAGACCGGGCUUCAAGUGCAAGAGGAAUCGGUGCGAACACAGCUGUUCGAGGCCGUGUCGGUCUUCUACUCGUCCAUGGGCAAGUUCCCCUUGCUCCUGGCGGCCCUCAUCGAAGACGAUCUCAGCGCCACCCCGAAAUCGGACGAGAUUGAGAGCCAAGUGGUUUUCCGCGAGGAGAGCGCCGGCGUGCGGCUCUUCGUCACGUUUCUCAACCUCGAGGCCUCCUACUACCUCCAGCACUGCACCGGACCACUCAUGGAGGCCGUGCACACGCUCAACAAGCCGCUCGAGGUGAACCCACUGCGAGUUUCCGAGGCCGAAUGUGCUGCCAACGCCGCGCAGCUCCUGGAGAUGUGCCAAAACUUUGUGGCGCACGUCUGCCGCUCCUCGGACUACUGCCCGCCGACGGUGCGGCGCGCCUUCCACGUGAUCAGCAUGGAGGUCGCGCGGCGCUUGCCCGCCAUGUACCUGCAAUCGAUCGCCAACCUCCUCUUCCUGCGCUUCCUAUCGCCCGCCAUCGUCACACCGAGACACGGGCAAUCGCGGACCCCGGCCGAGCAGCGCACGCUGACGCUGGUGGCGAAGGCAGUCUACAACCUCAUGAAUAACAUCACGUUCGGCGAGAAGGAGCCCUACAUGACCCCCAUGAACGCGUUCAUCUCCACCUACAACGUCAACGUCGUCCAGCAGUUCAUGCGAGAUCUAGUGGACGAAGAAAAGUUGGCCAGGGUGAUAGGACACAAGGCACGCACAAGCGGGCGUACCAUCAACGACAUGGCCACGGUUCAGCUCAAGUCCCUCACGUCGCUGAACAACAUCAAGAAGGCGCUCCUCACCUUCCUGCCCCAGCUUUGGACCGCCUCCUUCACCAACCCCGAACUGCAAAAGAGACUGCAGCGACUUUUGUCGGUGAGCUUGUGCGACAUCGUGACCGAGAUGGUGCCGUGCUGA
Acanthamoeba castellanii str. Neff is the source of this 2607-nucleotide messenger RNA. RefSeq lists its product as uncharacterized. The transcript has 16 exons. The coding region runs from base 1 to 2607 and encodes 868 amino acids. The record is from RefSeq and is a predicted model, not a curated record. Gene Ontology annotation, biological process: regulation of GTPase activity; cGMP biosynthetic process. NCBI's taxonomy places the organism in Eukaryota, Discosea, Longamoebia, Acanthamoebidae. Gene Ontology annotation, molecular function: guanylate cyclase activity.